This is a messenger RNA of Candida albicans SC5314, 1641 nucleotides long. RefSeq lists its product as uncharacterized. Gene Ontology annotation, biological process: transmembrane transport. The record is from RefSeq and is a predicted model, not a curated record. The coding region runs from base 1 to 1641 and encodes 546 amino acids. The transcript has a single exon. Gene Ontology annotation, molecular function: transmembrane transporter activity. NCBI's taxonomy places the organism in Eukaryota, Fungi, Ascomycota, Pichiomycetes, Serinales, Debaryomycetaceae.
AUGGUUCUACCAUCAUCAUAUAAAGAAUCAUUAAAUGAUUUCCCAAUUCGACAAAUGAUUAUAAUUUGUAUAAUUCGAUUUGCUGAACCAUUAGCAUUCACCUCAAUUUUCCCGUAUAUAUAUUUCAUGAUUCGAGAUUUCCAUAUUGCCAUUAAAGAAGAAGAUAUAUCACAAUAUUCCGGUUAUAUUGCAUCAUCAUUUGCCAUUUGUCAAUUUUUAUUUGCUAUACAUUGGGGGACCAUGUCAGAAAAAUUAGGUCGGAAAUUGAUUUUAAUCAUUGGAUUAUUAGGCACAUCAAUAUCAUUAUUAUUAUUUGGAUUUGCGAGGAAUUAUUAUUGGGCAUUAAUUGCUCGUUGUUUAGCCGGGGUUUUAAAUGGUAAUGUUGCUGUGUUAAGAACUAUGAUUGGAGAAAUUGCUGUAGAGAAACGUCAUCAACCUUUGGCAUUUCUGACUAUGCCUUUAUUAUUCAAUUUUGGGGCAAUUAUAGGUCCGGCAAUUGGUGGUUCAACUUAUUUGACUAAACCAAAAGAAAAAUCACCAUAUGAAGAGAAAGAAGAUAAAAAUAUUUACCAGGUGGUGGAUGAUUGGGAUAUUUAUCAAAUUUAUCAACAAUUUCUUGAUAGAUUUCCUUAUGCUUUACCAAAUAUUGUUGUGGCAUUGAUACUUUGGUUUAGUUUAGGUUGUGGGAUAUUAUUUUUAGAAGAAACCCAUGAAAUUCAUAAAUAUCGUCGAGAUUAUGGUGUUGAUUUAGGUGAUUGGUUAUUAAGUAAAGUUGGGAUUUCAACUCCAUCCAGACCAUGGCAUAAUAGAAACUAUCACCACCCAAUUUCACAUAACAAUUUUGGUGACAAUGUUGGUGAAACAACAGCGUUAUUACAGGAAAUUGAAGGUGAAGAUGUAUUUCCUGAAGCUGAUCCAGAAUCUAUCCCAUUACCUGCUCCUCCUCCACAACAACAGCCGUUGUCCAAACCUUCUUCAAUUGCAUUUACACCAAAAGUAAUUGGUGUAAUUACUGGGAAUUUCAUUAUAUCAUUACAUAGUGUAGCUUAUAAUGAAUUCUUACCGAUCUUUCUAGCAUCAAGAUUUCAACCAAAAUCUUUAAAAUUUCCAUUUCAAAUUGUUGGAGGUAUGGAAUUAGAUACAAAUUAUAUUGGAACAUUAUUUUCCUCAACGGGGAUUAUGGGGAUGUUAAUUGUCUUGGUAUUAUUCCCAUUAAUAGAUUCUAAAUUAGGUACAAUUGGUGGAUAUAGAUUGAGUGUAUCGAUUUUCCCUUUAAUUUAUUUAAUUAUCCCCUUGACAAUAUUCACAUUACAUCAAUAUAACGAUUGGUUUCCUAAUUGGACUACACCAAUUUUACUUUAUUCAUUAACGAGUUUGAAAACAUUGGCUAGUAGUACGGGAAUGCCUCAAGUUACGAUUUUAAAUCAUCGAGCCGCAGUAAAAGAACAUCGUGCCUAUGUGAAUAGUGCAAGCAUGUCGAUUGUUUCCUUAUCGAGAUUUUGUGGACCAAUGAUAUUUGGUUAUUUGAUGAGUUUGGGUGAAAAGUAUCAAAUUGGGUGGUUGAUUUGGUGGAUAAUGAGUGGAUUAGCAGUGAUUGGAAUGAUUCAAUCGUAUUGGAUAGAAGAUGGUGACUCGGAUUAA